Octodon degus (degu) is the source of this 1240-nucleotide messenger RNA. RefSeq names its product cell growth regulator with EF-hand domain 1 (gene Cgref1). The transcript has 6 exons. The record is from RefSeq and is a predicted model, not a curated record. Gene Ontology annotation, molecular function: calcium ion binding. Bases 92 to 946 code for a protein of 284 amino acids. NCBI's taxonomy places the organism in Eukaryota, Metazoa, Chordata, Mammalia, Rodentia, Octodontidae.
CUCUGAAACUAGAGGAACAACUGCUUGCUGUCAGCCACCUAGCCUGUGUUAACUCAUUACACCCUGCCCAGGUCUCUGUGGAGCAGGAAAGAUGUUACCUCACUUGAUGAGAGUGUUAAUGCUGCCCAUGCUGCUGCCCACCCUGGUCCAUGCUGCCCCCAAGGAUGGAGCUACAAGGCAGGACCUUGAUGUGCAGCUCCAGCCCCUGCCCAACCCCUUCCAGCCAGGGCCAGAGCAGCUCGGAGUGCUGCAGCACCACCUAAAGGGACUAGAGAGAAUGGAAGAGGACCCUGAGCACAUGAACAGAGAACAGGUUCUCCUCUACCUCUUUGCUCUCCACGACUAUGACCAAAGUGGACAGCUGGAUGGGCUGGAGCUAUUGUCCAUGUUGACAGCGGCUCUGGCCCCUGGAGCCGCCAACUUUCCUGCCAACCCGGUGAUCCUGGUUGUGGACAAGGUGCUUGAGACCCAGGACUUGGAUGGGGAUGGGCUCAUCUCCCCUGCAGAGCUCAUCAACUUCCCAACAGAGGCCCCCAGGGACACAGAGCCCAGAGAGUCCCUUGUCCCAGCUCCCCAUGAGACACAGGCAAUGGAAGGGCAGCCCCUGUUAGCAAAGAACCCCUUGAGACAAGAAACUCAGCAGGCUCUGGGGCCCAGAGAAGUUGGGGGCCAGGAAGAGGCCAGGAGGGAAUCCCUGGAGCCUAUUCAGGAGGCUAGGGGUCAAGCAGGGACUGAAGGAGAUACCCUAGGCCUGGAAGAGGGGAAUAGGGGACAGGUAGAGGCCGAAGGAGAAGCCCCAAGCCCCAGAGGAGAUGUUGGGGCACAUGCAGAGGCCAGGAAUAACGAGGCAGAAGCCGAAGAGCUUCUAAGGGAAACACUGGAGUCCAAGAAUACCCCAGAUGAGCUUGAGCCUCAUAGUAUUCAACUGGAGAAUGAUGAGAUAUAAUCCUUGAGGAGACAGGCUUGAACCCUUCAAAGUCUUAGUGCCAGGAUGUAAGCCUGAAGGGUGGGGUGUGUGCUAGGUUGAGGACCACCUCUGUGUCCCUUUCUGACCCCAGUAGGUGCCGGGCCUGUCCGUGCAGCUCAGGGAGAUGCUAUAUUAAAGGGCAUCUUUGGGGCCCAGACAACCAAUAAAGGACAAAAUGAAUUCAUCUGCUGGACCAUCUGUCUACUGGUCCAGCCUGUCCAGAAGUCCUCAGGGGUUUAGGGACUGGACAGGCCUCUUAGGCACCGAUUCAGC